Messenger RNA from Sporisorium graminicola, 6684 nucleotides. RefSeq lists its product as uncharacterized. Gene Ontology annotation, molecular function: small GTPase binding; actin binding. Lineage: Eukaryota; Fungi; Basidiomycota; Ustilaginomycetes; Ustilaginales; Ustilaginaceae. The transcript has a single exon. Gene Ontology annotation, biological process: actin cytoskeleton organization. The coding region runs from base 1 to 6684 and encodes 2227 amino acids. The record is from RefSeq and is a predicted model, not a curated record.
AUGGCAGGACGUGAGCUGCUGCAGGUCCUCCUUCCGGGCAACGCGGCCAUCCUCUCAGCUUCCGUGCCCUCGUCCGCGUCCACCUCGAUUCAGGAUCUCAUCAUCGCCCUUCUCACGGAUCUCGCCAAUGCUAGGCACCUUACAGCUGCCUUCGGGACCCAUUUCCGGCCAUGGGCAUCCGCGACCUCCAACGACUUUGAAAGCUCGGAGAAGUGGCUCAUAGAUCACCAAGGGCAACUCUGGGGCAUCCAGGCGGUCCAAGCGACAGAGCCAAAUCAUGAAUGGAUGGAGUCAGAACUUAAGGCCAUCGGUGAUGGCUUGGUCCCAUUACAAGCAGGCGUCUUUGGGUUCCUCCGCAGCCUCGCCCUCGGCGCAAAAGAAGUAGAGCAAAGCGCUGAAGCACACCCGCCGGCCGACUUGUCCUCUCCAACCGCCUUCUCCGACUUCCUCUUGUCGUCGCAUCUGCACACACCACGCCUCCGACUGGUUUGCGGUGCUGCCGGUCUGAGAGUACGGCUCCGCUUUGGGCAUGUCCCAGAGAUCUACGACGGCUGGGACCAGAGGAUCCUCUUCCUCCCUGUCGACGCCACCAGUCCAGGCGCAACGGGUGCCGGUUCCACCGUUGCAGAAGCCGUCGAAGCCAUUUGCGAAGAGUUUGGCAUCCGUCGAGUCGUUCUUCAAGGAAGUAAGUCGGCUCGAGUCGUGUACGCCUUGGCACCGCUUCCUUCCACACCAUCCUCUGCACCAGCACCGAUGCCGCCGCCCUCUCCACUUCCAGACCUCGCUUCGCUACCGCAAUUGCUGCGCACCAUGGACGAAGCAGACCCCGGCCUCAUGUUUACCAUCAGCGCAAGUUGGCUUUCCAAGCUUGGCACCGUCGCACAAGGAUUCUCCAAGCAUGCUCGCAGACAAGCUUCCAGCGGAGCCACACCCGCACCGCCGACGGCUGCUGAACACGGCCAGCUUGCUCGAUCCAAUUCGCCCACCAAGCAAAGUGGUGGUGUCAAAGCAGGCAUGCUUGGGUUGUGGGGCUCCUCAAGUGUAAGCAAAGCCACUGCGGCUCUCCUUCCUGCCGCCUUCUCACCGGCUACCAAGAAUGCCUCCGCUUCGACGGGCGAUGUGGACCUAGACGCUCUGUCCAUGGAGCUCACCUCUGCACGCUUAUCCAGCGAAGAAGACGAAGACGAAGCGGGCGGCACACUCAAAGGCAGCAAGCCGCCCACGCCUGCUCAACCCAUCGCAUCGUUGCCUGGAAAGUCCAGCUCCUCAGCCGAGGUGCAACCGGGCUGUGCAGCGUCAGGACCAGAAGAGGGGGCCUUAGAAGCGGCUGUCAACGUCCCAAAAGGUCGUCGCCAUCAAACGCCAUCGGCUACCGCACGACUCAGCAGAAUGUUUGAAGGCUGGAUGGGCAGCAACGGCGAGCCGUCGUCCCCAACAUCGCCAAGCAGGGUUCACAAUGCUGCCGAAAUGCCCGAGACGCCCACCAAUUCAAACGCCCGCCGUGUACCGGGUACCGUUGGCAGGAGUGGAAAGACGUUUAGCGUCAGCGGUCCCCUCGAGCUCGAGAGCGACAGCAGCAACGUGUCGCGCUCGCCGUCCAUCGCUUCUCUCCAUCAGCUUUCUCCAGCGCCCGAAGACCUCCACAGCCCGGAAGAGCUCGCAGCCAGGUUCGAAAAGCUCAUGCAGGAUCUCGGCAUCAAAGGUACGAGCCGCACAGCGAUGCUGGCGCUGCCAGACGACCGCAAGCGCUUCCUGAUCAGCCAGAACGAGACAGCCAAGGCGUCAACACCGUCAAAGUCUCGGAACCCCACCAAUGCGCUUCAAGGCGACAAGCCUGUAUCACCGACGCUCAGUUCCACUUCAGAAACCAUGGGUCGCACCUCGAUCAUCCCAACUGCCUGGUCCAACCGCUUCAGCAUCUCUAGUAUCGCGACGUGGGCGACCAGCGACGCGCACGGCUCUGGCACAGGCUCGGUAACAGAAGGCCAUGACGACGGUGACACGAGCCCGCGUGCCAGCCUGUCUGGCGAUGUUUCCAGUCAAGGCAGUGGCAGCACUCGUCCCACAACCAUGCUGUCCGAGACCGGCUCGUUUGGAUCGAUGGAUUCUAAGGUGCAAAGCAACGGCGAUCAUACCAACACCAUCAGGGCGCACCACACUGGCAGUAGCGCAGGAGUGACUGCAACCCUGUGGAGCAACUGGUGGGGUGGUGGCAGCGUCAUCGCAGGCAGCAGCGGACAUGAUCAAGGCAUCGGCGAUGAAAAGCAUGUGGCCAUGAUCCAUGUCACCAAACUCAAGGACGGCAAGUUGAGCCGCAAGGAUCUCUUCCGACAUCUGCUUUCGUUGCGUGUGACGCUCAGCAGCGCCAAACUCUCGUGGAUCGACAGCUUCCUUUACUGCGAUGGACUGGGAGCUCUCGAACAUAUCAUGCAGCAAGAGACGGAUGGAAUCAUCAGCGGACACAACAGCAGCCGGUCGAGACACGUCGAGCGCAAAGAUAUGUCUGAUGCCAUCUUACUCGAGGCUGUAAAGUGCUUGCGAACGCUCAUGAACGUUGAGCUGGGCUUCGAAAAGGUACUGGACCAGCCAAACUUGGUCAACUACAUCGCCUUUGCCCUCCGUUCUCCCUCAUACAAGCUACGACUCCAGGUGGCCGAUGUGCUCGCCGCCCUGUGCGUGCUGUCGCUCGACGACGGCCAUCGUAUGGUCUGCGCUGCUCUUUCGGAACUCAAAGUCGUGUCUGGCGAGCGCUUCCGCUUCGCCUUCCUGGUCGAGGAUCUCAAGCCCGAGGCCUCGAGCGACCUGCUCAACGAUGCAGAUCUUGAAGACACAGAUGCCAGUGAAGCCAUCGAGUGGGAGUACAAAGCGGCAGCCAUGGUGCUGGUCAAUGCCAUCACCAAUAGCCCUGAGGAUCUCGAGGAGAGGGUCUCUCUACGCGACGAAUUCGCCCGCCGCGGUCUCAACGAAGUCCUCGUCUCCCUCCGCUACAUAGAUCCACCGGAAGGCUUGGCGACGCAGAUCCAAGUGUACGUCGAGGAGAAGCAAGAGGACCAAGACGAGCUGCACGACCGCGCACUCCACCUGCCGCACCGCGAACAGAGCGAUGAUGCCCUGUCGGACUUGGGCGAAGCCGGCAUCAUCCUUCGCAAAACUCAAGACGCUCACGAAGACCUCUAUCCGAUCAUGAUCUCGAUCUUGCGACACACGUCGAGCAUCCUCGACCGUGACAUCGAUCAUCAGUUCAAGACUGAUUUGCUGUUUGUUGUCGAAAAGUAUCUAGAGCAAUCCGUUGACGUUGCCGACUUUGACGAAGGCUGGAGGAGCUUCAUGCGCUCCUACCUCGCCAACAUUCAGCACUUGGUCGGAAAACAGGCCAUGAUCAAGGCCAACCGGAUGAGCGAUACCAGCACGGUUCCGAGCAGCUUCAUCGAGGAGCUUGAAGGCUUGCGCGCCAAAGUCGAGGAGCUCAGCGACGACAAGGCCAAACUGAACAACAAGCUGAACGAGCAGACGGCCGAAGUGCUUACCCUUCGAAGCUUGCCGGGUGCCGCUGCGCUUCGCAAAGAUGUGUCCGACGAAGACAGUGCCCCCUCUGGCGUGCCAUCGACGCUGCCAAAGCGCGGAGACAAGGAGAGCUUUGCUGGCGUAAUCCAGCGCCUUGUCGCCAAAGAAAAGCAGGUCCUCGAGCUGCAGGCCGAGCUCGACCGUCUAUCGUCCGCUGCACGCCCCAACGAGCGCACAGAUGGAGACGACCGAGCAAAGAAGGAUCGAUUGGAGCGCAACCGGCAGUGGACCAACCUCAUGGACGAGAUCGCGCGUCACAAGGAGCAGCUAGCAGGCGCCGAGGCCAAUGUUGAGGCCAAAGAGCGAGAAAUCAAGUACCUCAAGCGCGCCCUCGAAACGGUCUACGGACGUUUUCAGAACGGCAUCGCACAGGCUCAAGAAGAAGCCGAGGCGAAGGACAAGGAGCAAGAGGCUGCCAAGGAGGCCACAUCGGCAGCCAACUCGGAGAUGGAAGCAGACAUGAUGGCACGCCGCACCAUCGAGGCGCUCAGCAAGAAGGACGCCGAGAUUUCAGAUUUGCGUGCUGAUUUGGCCAAGCUGCAAGAGAAGGCGCUACAGUCAAUGGAGGCGGCCAAGUCUACAGAGCAGACCGAGACGCUGAGAAGUCAGCUCGGCGAGAAGGACAAACAGAUCGCCAAGCUCAAAAGCGAGAUGGCCAAGUUGCAGGCGCUCCUGCUUCAGCUUCAGAUCCAGCCUGCUGCAUCGGAAGCGGUUGCUGCGGGUGCUGCACCGGUGCAUCGUCAAGCACCAAGGCCGCCCGGUGCUCCUCUAUCUCAGAGUAGAAGCGCUGCUACCAGAAUCGCGCCACUACCACCUUCACAGGCUGCUGUUGGAGCGCCAAGCGCAGAUGCGAUCUCGGUCGGCACAACUGCUGCGGCUCCGCCUCCUCCGCCACCGCCUCCGCCACCGCCUGCCGUUGCUGGGUUUGCCGCGUCGGGUCCUCCUCCACCCCCUCCCCCUCCUCCGCCGCCCGCCUUCGCAGGAUCACCGUUACCACCAGCAUUUGGAGAUAUAGGUGCACCGCCUCCGCCGCCACCACCACCGCCGCCGCCGGCGCUGCUGUCGCAAGCAAGCGCGUUCGGAGGACCACCACCGCCUCCACCUCCCCCUCCUGCUCCAGGUCUCGCAGGCGGGGGACCGCCACCUCCUCCACCGCCUCCCGCUUUCGGUGGUCCAGCGCCGCCACCACCGCCGCCUGGUGCACUUGCAGCACCCAAGCCACCGCCCUUGCCUCUCAUCCCCAGAAAGAAGCGCAAGGCGCUCUUCUGGAACAAAUUGCCAGCGCACUCGCUCUCGAGCACAGUGUGGAGCGAUCUGCCCAAGACGUCGGUCGACGUGACGCGGGAGAUCGAUCGUCUCGACGAGCUCUUUGCUGUCGGAAGCAAGCCCGUGGCUGCUGUCCCUGAGGCCAAGCAGACCGGGCGCAAGCUGAACCCGACAACUCUUCUCGAUCUUACUCGGGCGCAGAAUGUUUCGAUCGUGCUGACGAGGAUCAAGGUGCCGUUUCCCGAGCUGCGCGUUGCUCUGUUGCAAUGCGACGAAACCAAACUCAGCGUUGACAACCUCAAGAGCAUCAAGUCGUGCCUGCCCACGGCGGAGGAGCUGGGGCUGGUGCGCGACUACGACGGCGAUAUCGGCGGCCUAAGCAAGGCGGAUCAAUUCUUCAAGGAGAUGCUGGGCAUUCCGCGGCUGUCGGAGCGUCUGGCCUGCAUGGUGUACAUGCGAAAAUUUGAACUGGACUUGGAAGAGAUCAAGCCAGAUCUGCGCACUCUCAAGCACGCCGUCGACGAGAUCAAUGCUAGCGCCAAGUUCAAGUCGGUGCUCCACACGGUGUUGACCAUCGGCAACGUGCUCAAUUCGUCGACGUUCCGAGGUGAAGCCGCCGGAUUCCAGCUCAGCGAUCUGCUAAAGUUGAAAGAUACCAAGCCGUCGCAGCCGACACCGGCGACACCCACGCUGCUACACUAUCUUGUUCGGGUGCUCAACAAGACAGACAAGUCGCUCGUCGGGUUCCUGGACGACUGCUCACACGUCGAAGCGGCUGCGCGUCUGUCGACGACAUCUGUGAUGCAGUCUGUCACGGCGCUGAUUGCGGGCCAUGGUAUAGUGCAGGAGGAGAUGGCCGUACUGCAAAGGAUUGGAAUCUCGUCGCAGAGUGACCGGUUCGUUGACGUGACCGCCGAGUUUUUGCGAGCGUCGGGGCCGCAGAUCAAAGCGUUGCAGCUCGCGGGGACGACGGUGCAGGCGAGUCUUACGAAGCUGCUGGCGUACUUUGGUGAGGAUCCGAGCCAGGCGAAGCCCGAGGACUUCUUUGGGCUCGUGAGCAGUUUUGGGCAGGCGCUGAUGCGCGCAGAGGAAGACACGCUGCAGGCGGAUAGGAAGGCCGAGUUGGAGGAAGAGAAGAAGCGGAAGGGGUUGGCGGGCGAGGGCAAGUUUGGGCUGCGCAUUCCGCAGUUUGGGCCCGAGGUGCGUGGUCCGCUCAAUGCCGCUGCCAAGGCACCGCCAACGAGCGGGCAAGAGCAGCUCGAUGCGAUAGAACGACUUUCACCAGUCGACGACGUAACGCCGACAUCGUCACGCUUCCAGACGUCGUCGGGUGGUGCAGCGGAUGGCAAGGACAGCGAGAGCGGCGGAACGCUCAAGGCCGCCGACAAGCACGCGGAUGCAGGCAGACGCUCGUACCGCGGCCGAGGCCAGCUGGACGAAGCGAUCAAGGAACUGCGUGCCGGUGCGGCUGGUCGCAAAUUAGCCAACGUCUUUGCUGCCCGCGACGGCGCCUCACCGUCGCCCUCGCCAUCGAAGUCGCUGUCUAAGCCUGGAUCGCGUAUGUUCACGCGCCCUGCGCCAGAAAUCGAUGUGACGGCCGAAGAAGACGAGCAGGAGCUGCAGCCGGGUGGAGGCGGAGGUGGGACGAUCGGAAGAACGCGUUUCUCGCCCGGCACCUUGCGAACCGGCGGUGGUGGCAACGCGAGUGGGAGGGAGUCGAUCUACGGGACGCUGUCGAGUAACCCGAACGGCACGCUGAGUGGGCGCAAGAGUUUGAGGAUGAAACAGGGCGCGUCGCGGAGGCCCUUGUCGAGGGUGUUUAUCACUGGGGACCCGGUCAAUCGGGAUGAUUGA